UAAACUGUCAAACAUCAAACAUGGUUUCUAUGGCGAAAAAAUUGAAAAAAGUUCGUUGACUCAUUGUUUUCAUAGUUUAUUGCGUUUAUAUUUAUUAAUUCGUGUAAAGUGCACAUAAACAUGUCGAAUUUCGAUUUAAACUCGAUCAAUUCAGCGCUGUCUGAUUCCGGCAGGCCGAUUAGUGGCGUGGAUUUUUCUGGAAAAUCCUUAAAAUUGGACACUGCAAAUGAUGCACAACCAAUCGUGGACGCCAUCAAUGCCUGCCCAGACCUUCAAUACCUUACCCUCACGGGGAAUACCCUGGGAGUGCCGGCAGCCGAGGCUAUAUCCAAAGCGUUGGAACAUCACCCUGAGCUGAAGAUAGCCAGGCUUUCUGACAUGUUCACCGGCAGGAUGAAGACUGAAAUACCACCGGCUUUGGCAGCACUAGGAGAUGGUAUGAUAACAGCGGGGGCCAGGCUAAGCGUGUUAGACCUCAGUGACAAUGCUUUUGGUCCCAUAGGAGUGGAGGGACUUGCAAAGUUGCUGCAGAGUGAUGUCUGCAGUGAGUUGGAGGAACUCAGACUAAACAACAACGGUCUCGGCAUUACCGGGGGCCGUCUUCUAGCUAAAGCACUCGCCUCACGUCCUCGUAGACUGAAGAUAUUCAUAGCUGGUCGGAACAGACUGGAGAAUGAUGGAGCCACGGCAUUGGCUAAGGUUUUCCAGAACAUGGGCACACUAGAAGAGCUAGCGAUGCCUCAGAACGGUAUCUACCACGUGGGAGUCGCGGCGCUGUCCGACGCCUUCCGACACAACCCGAACCUCGCGCGGUUGAACCUCAACGAUAAUACCGUCGCCGCUAAGGGUGCCCUGGCCAUCGCUGCUGCUCUACCCAAAUUGAAAAACCUGAAGUGUAUCAACUUUGGUGACUGUCUACUGAAGAGUAAAGGUGCAUUGGCGUUGGCGAAGGCAUUCAAAGAAAACUCGUUACUUUUAGAGUCUCUAGAUCUAAGCCACAAUGAGAUAGGACGCGAGGCUUGCAUGCAGAUAGUGGACGCCGUCACAGCUUUACCCGACAGCGCGGAUAGGCUCAGCAGAGUUGUUCUAGCUGGUAACAGUCUCGGCGGAGCGAACAACAAGAAGAUAAUGAGAGACAAAUUAGGCGCUUCGGCCGAACUGAGCGACGGAGAAGGCAGUGACGAUGAAUACGUAACAGAUUCAGAAGAAGAGAACUCCAAUUCAGAAGAAGAAGAAGAAGAUGAUGAGGAGUCACAGAAUUCAGAAGACAGCGCCACAGAGGAUGCUCAGCAUGACACGCUCACCAACUUUGCUGAUACCAUCGCACUGGACACCUCAGGUGUACAAGAAAUAGAGACGGAUGUAGGAAGGUUCUUAGCACAGCCUACACUAGAAAACUUAGAAAAACUAGGACCAAAUGCGGCCGAUGUUAUUGAUGUACAUUUACAGUCAAUAAAAGAACCCGCAGCCAUGAUACAAGCGUACGUCGACGCGACAUUCUGCGUCGCCGGCCUAUCUGAGAACGCGACCGCAUCACAAAUAGCCGAGCAAUUGUUCCCUAUAUUGAUAUCCCGAGCUACAAGAGCUCCGGCCAGCGCGUGGCUUCUAGCUAAUUCAUUCCUGACAGCACUGGCGCUUAUUAAGUCAGAAGAGAAACCUCAACGUCUCAAAUGGUCCCUCCCUCCAUGCUACCGCUUCGUCUCGCGCCAGCUGCUGAGCCCGACCGUGCCGCCCGCUCUGCGAGACACGCUGCGCUUCUUCGCGACCUCCAAGCGCGGCGCAGCACCGCUCGCGGACAUGCUGUGUCAGUAGGUUCCAACAGUGAUCUUCAAGCAAACAGAAGUACCUUUUAACUUAUAAUAAAUAUUAAUAAGAUAUCGUGUUGACCACCAAAUUGUAAUACAAGCAUUUUGUUAUCAUAAUAAUUUAUUGUUUUUAACAGAACUAUAGAAAAUAGUAAUGAGAUUGUUUCGACUUAUUAUUACACUAGAUUCUGCCAGCGGUUUCACCCGCAUCCCGUGGGAACUACUUCCCGUACCGGGAUAAAAAGUAUUAUAAAAAGUGAUUCCUCGAUAAAUGGGCUAUCUAACACUGAAAGAAAUUUUCAAAUCGGACCAGUAGUUCCUGAGAUUUGCGCGUUCAAACAAACUCUUCAGCUUUAUAAUAUUAGUAUAGAUUCGUCUAUAACAUAUCUUGGCUCAUUUUAACUUUCAAUAGUAUAGAUUAAAUACUAGACUCCAUUUAAGUAGGUACUAAACUAAACUUACCUACAAUCUUGAUAUAUUUUUAUUUGAAACUAGCUUUUGCCCGCGGCUUCGCUCCCGUCAACUGACUUCUCUACUUUACCCUAUUUUUUAUUUCUUCAUAAGAACCUUCUCCUGACAAUAACAAACACAACAAAAAAAGAAUUAGCCUAAUUGGUCCAGGCGUUGUUGAGUUAUGGGCUUACCAACACAUUUUGCGAUUCAUUUUUAUAUUAUAGAUAAAAUAUCAAUGUAGCUACAAUAAUAACAGUUACUUUAUCAAUUUCUUGAUAUUUAUAACAAAGAAUAAUGAUUUAUUGCAAGAUAUAAGUUAAGUUGAAAUAUUUACAACUAGCUGGUGCCCGCGACUUCGUCUGCGCAGGUUUAGUAUUUCGAACAAUAUGUUUACAAAUUGUAGCCUAUGUGUUAUUCUGAUGUAUAAGCUAUAUUAUUGUAAAGUUUCAUUAAAAUCCAUUCAGUAGUUUUUGCGUGAAAGAGUAACAAACAUCCAUACAUCGCUACAAACUUUCGCGUUUAUAAUAUUAGUAGGAUAAAAAUUAUAACUAUGUAAACUAUAUUUACUUACUUAAAAUUAUUAUCUACAACUAAAGAUCUAUAAACUAGAAUAAAUAAAACGAAUUUGUCACUUGAAUCACUAUUUACAGCAGUAGUUUAUUUGUUUAAUAUGUAUUUGUGUAAAAAAAACAUGUCAAGAUUGUUAUCUAUAGUCGAUUGCCUACUCAAAUGGAGUAUUCUCUUUUAUAUCUGAAUUUACUCAGUAACAGGGGCCCGAUUCUCUUAAUUUUACUUAAGCGCCAUUCGAUUCACAUUCGACUGCGAUCCAAUCCCGACUCGAUUACGAUUGAAGCGUAUGUGGCAUUCCGCUAUUUUUUCUUUGAAAUAAACGUUUUUAUCCUUUUCUGUCAUUCAAUAAUGAAUCAUUUUGUCCGCAAAUGAUUUACGAUUGCAAUAUGAUUGUAGAGCAAACUACCGUAUAGACCAAAAUCACUAAAAUAGCAGACCAAUCGCAAACCAAUCGAAUGUCGUUGGAAUACGAUUGGUCUUAUAUUAGUAGCAGAAUGCCCGAUAUGGUUAAAACUGUUAUUGCGAUCAUAUUGCGAUUCGAUUUCUAUUCGAUUUCGACAUUAUUAAUUUAGGAGAAUCGGGCCCCAGUUCGAAAAUAUACCAGAAUAAAUACUUUUUACACACACAAUUUGUAAAUAAUUUACAUAGAAGUACAGGAUACUGUGGUGGUAACUAAAUUACAUAUGAACUGUAAUUCAUAACGGGAGCAGUGUGCUGUGCACGCGAAGACGGCUGUUUUAUGACUAAUUUAGUUAUUAAUUAAAGAUAUUACACUUUUGUA
Helicoverpa armigera (cotton bollworm) is the source of this 3609-nucleotide messenger RNA. It is a transcript of the gene RanGAP, whose product is annotated as ran GTPase-activating protein 1. Gene Ontology annotation, biological process: nucleocytoplasmic transport; activation of GTPase activity; signal transduction. The record is from RefSeq and is a predicted model, not a curated record. The transcript is spliced from 13 exons. Lineage: Eukaryota; Metazoa; Arthropoda; Insecta; Lepidoptera; Noctuidae. Gene Ontology annotation, molecular function: small GTPase binding; GTPase activator activity. The coding region runs from base 121 to 1812 and encodes 563 amino acids. Gene Ontology annotation, cellular component: perinuclear region of cytoplasm; cytosol; nucleus.